Molecule: messenger RNA, 2502 nt
Organism: Pocillopora verrucosa
Lineage: Eukaryota; Metazoa; Cnidaria; Anthozoa; Scleractinia; Pocilloporidae
Source: RefSeq, a predicted model, not a curated record
AUGGCCUUAUCUUUGACAGAUCUCAGCACCUCGCUUCUACAUGUUGAAAAGUCCUUCCUUGCCACGGUUGCAAUAGACUUUGGCACCACCUAUAGUGGCUUUGCUUUCUCAUUCAACAAAGAUGACGGUAAAGACGUGAUUUUUAUGAACAGAGCCUGGAUGAAUGAUCAGGGCCAUCAAACCAGCAAAACUCCUACAUGUCUGCUUCUUGAACCAGACUUGUCAUUUCACUCGUUUGGAUACGAAGCAGAAGAAAAGUACGCGAAUCUGACGAGCAUCUCAGAGGAAAAAGAAUACGUGUUUUUCCGGCAUUUCAAAAUGCUCUUACAUAAUGAUGAGAGCCUGAAUCUUAACACCAAGAUAGCUGCAGCAAAUGGAAAACUCCUGCCUGCAAAGCAAGUGUUUGCACAUUCUAUCCGGUUUCUUAAAGAACAAGCGCUCAGCGUUAUUCGGCGAGAGACAAGUGAUGACAGAUUUGGAAUGGAGGAUAUCCAGUGGGUUCUGACCGUACCAGCCAUAUGGACUCCACGAGCGAAGCAGUUUAUGCGUGAAGCAGCCUAUGAGGCUGGUCUUGGAUCAUCAGACAAUCCAGAGCAGUUGAUAAUUGCUUUAGAACCUGAAGCUGCUGCACUGUUCUGCACAGAAAAACACCUGGAGAGGAUAGAUACAGUGUCGCUUGAAGGGAAACUCUCUCGACCCAAUGUACAUUAUAUGGUUGUCGACAUUGGAGGUGGCACCCUUGAUGUAACAGUGCAUGAAAAACAGGAUGAUGGUACCAUAAAGGAGAUCUACAAAGUAACAGGUGGACCGUAUGGGGGCGUAAAGGUCAAUGAGCAGUUUAAGAGCCUUUUGGACCAAAUAUUUGGUCAGCAGAAGAUGUAUGAUUAUCGCCAACAAUUUCCUUCUGAUUGGCUAAAACUCAUGAACGAUUUUGAAAUUAAGAAGCGCGGGGUUCGGGUCGUGCAGGAGAAAGAGACAAGAAUUCGCCUGCCACGCAGUUUUGUCUCCUGGGUCAACGAUGCCGUCACAGUGGCUCUGAAACGCUAUGCAAAUGGAGAAAUUAGAAUCCUCAACGAUGAGUACCUGUGCUUAAGUUCGAGAGCUAUGGUGAAGCAGUUUCAGCCAGUAUUAGAAGCCAUGAAGGAUCACUUAAGAGUGCUCCUUAGCGAGCCACGGCUUUCGAAAGUCACUGUGAUGCUAUUAGUUGGAGGAUUCGCGAAUUCUUUGAUUCUUCAGGAAGAAAUCAAAAGAAGGUUUUCCAGCAGGUGUUGUAUAAUCAUUCCUAAUGAUACCAGUACUGCUGUUGUCCAAGGGGCUGUCUUGUUUGGCAAGAAUCCGGGUAGAAUAGUGCAAAGAGUUGUCAGCAAGACGUAUGGAGCCGACUGCUGCCGAGAGUUUGUCCGCGGAGUUCACCCAGAAGAAAAGAAGUUUGUCGCGAAUGGUGUGGAGAUGUGUAAUGAUUUGCUCAACUACUUUGUGAAGGAAAAUGAAGUCGUUAAACUCGGGCAGCGAAUAAAAAGUAUCUAUCGACCAUUGUAUCCAAACGAAAAGAAGAUCAAGUACUCUUUCUACGCGGCAGACAACCCCAAUGCCCUUCUUAUCACUGACGCCGGAGUAAAAAGGAUUGGAAGCGUUGUGGUUGAGUCUCCUGAAACGUGGAGAGGUUUGGAUAGGGAACUGGAGGUCAGUCUGUAUUUUGGAGGAACAGAAAUAACCGCAACAGCUCGAGACAUUUCGAGUGGCAAUACAGCGCAAACUACACUGGACUUUUUCCACGUCAAGUAAUGAUCAGUCUCAGCGUUUGGAACGAUAUUCUUACGUUACAUUUCUUGCGUUAUAUAACCGUGAAAUUAAAGGGGAAAAUAUGAUCUAGAAACCAUAAAAUCUUUAUCAUCGCCACUAUGAAAUAAGUUUUUAAAUUUACAACAUACUGCGUCUCAAGAUUACAGAGAGUCACCUUACCGUUCGAAAGAUGUCUUGAAAUGUGCCAAAAAUUCGACCUCGAAUGCUGCCAUUUUGAAAAACAACUCAGUAACAUAUACGUACACGCGAAACUACAACACGAAGUUUACAAACAGCUGCUUCUCUAUUUGAUUCGAAAAUGUGUUUUGGUGUGUCUCCUAAUUGUUCCAACAAACUGCCAAGAGGUGAAACACUAUUACAGGACUUAGACUAGCAAUUUUUCAUGCGUUGGCCUGUCUUAUGUAAUGAUUCCGAAAUCAUUUUUUUUCAGUGAGAAGAAUGAUAUGAUUUCUCUAGCAUACUUUUUCUUUAUUACAGAAGAGUGUAUCGCAGUGAUGUACGGAAUUUAAGUAAUGGCAACUCCUUGAGCUGUGUUUACAAAUGAGAAUAUUUUUUUCUGUUGGUCAAAUAAGUGAUUUUCAUAUUAUUCCCUUGGAUGUAAGAUAGCAUCAUAGACCUUAGUGCAGCCUUGGAGCUGAAAACAUUAGACUCUUGUUAGGCAAACAGCGUAAAACGGAGGGAAAUAAAGUUAUAUGUAGA